AUGGCCUCUGACCAAAUUCUCAUUUUCAACGUAUCACCGAACCCUGCUGGGGAUAAUACAACAAACAAGACUCAUAGGAAGCGCCCAGGGCCAAUCCGAAAACCGAGUUUUUCAAGUGAAGAAUAUGAUGACGAAAAUACGAAGGCGUUUGCUGAAGCCGUGGAUGCUCUGUUGAGGAAUGAAGCAGAGAGUGGGGACUAUGGUCAGGAUUCCGGAUAUGAUGCUGGGGAUGAAGAUACCGACGAUAGCACCAGCAAAAGUUCUAGCGAUGAUAGAGAGACUCCCAGCCUGCAGGUCAAAGUUGAAGACAAUGCAGCUAGGAACAUCAAUGGAAAUGUCUCCAACGAUACAACAGCCAAUUCAAUACAGCAUUUGAUUCUUCCGGUGACGGCCAGCCAUCUUCGGGAUAGGGAUUUUGUGUAUUCUCGGAAUGAUGGAAAGAAAGAUAUUGGUCUAAUAGUGCGUUACCAGACCCGCCGCACCACGUCUAUCGAUCCCGUAGAAUAUGAACUUGCAGCAGAUAUCGAAGAACAAGCCGAGCGCUCCUUGUCACAACAGACUCCUCCAGCACUCUUUGCAGGCUGGAAUUUUGAUAUAUUUGAGGAUCCUGUGGAGAAUGGCGACGCUGUUGACCAUAACAGUCUUGGUCAAGGUCACCGCAUUAACGGUGACUCCGAGCGCAAUUAUGGCCACAAUGGGAGCAGUUAUAUUUCCGGUGUGCACGAAUACCGUGCUGAUUUUCAGUUCCCUGAUUGCUGUACAAUGAACGGUAAUGGUGCCGAUUAUUCAAGCCGCGUCGUAGAGGAAGGCGAACCCUCAAAACUAAGUGACGAGGAGCCUAGCGAAUUCGCGUUUUCUCGCGGAGAAGUCUCUGAAUACAACGAGAAUUCUCAAUACGCUGCUAAUGGGGUUUCAAUGAGUGCCAAUAGCGCCGGGCUAGACCGAGAACUUUGGUCGCCCAUCGAUGGACCUCUUGAAUCCACCUAUCGAUCCCCUUACAUGGGGCCAGUUGGAUGGACGGUUCCGCAUCGGGCACGCCCAAACUCAUCACAGCCUUUCUUGAUCUACCAAGACCCAUCUUGGUACGAACCUGAACCGUCGCCUAUUAAUCCCUACUGGGACCUGCUCGCCAGCGACGAUAAGGAGAAUGCUAUCCCAGAAGGCAUGGAAACAGGUAUACGGCCUCCUCCGGCGGCGGAGGACAACAUCGUAACCGAGGCGCUGAACAUCGUUACCCUAGCUGCUAGCAACCAGCAUUGGCCUCUUCGUCCCUUAAAUCCGACAAACGGCUGGGCUAAUUACUCUUCCAGCACCUAUCAUCGCAAUUUAAAUGCCCGCUCCUCCACUACCUCUGGGAUAGGGCUUGACAUCGCAACCGGUGCGGCUCCUUUUGCAACCCCAGCCAGAGGGAGGCAUAGACACUCGAAUUCUCUCACGAUGACGGACAGCGAUAGGGCGGCAAGGCGGUAA
Messenger RNA from Ophidiomyces ophidiicola, 1470 nucleotides. RefSeq lists its product as uncharacterized. NCBI's taxonomy places the organism in Eukaryota, Fungi, Ascomycota, Eurotiomycetes, Onygenales, Onygenaceae. The transcript has 4 exons. The coding region runs from base 1 to 1470 and encodes 489 amino acids. The record is from RefSeq and is a predicted model, not a curated record.